This is a messenger RNA of Dipodomys ordii (Ord's kangaroo rat), 4858 nucleotides long. RefSeq names its product nuclear factor, erythroid 2-like 1 (gene Nfe2l1). The record is from RefSeq and is a predicted model, not a curated record. Lineage: Eukaryota; Metazoa; Chordata; Mammalia; Rodentia; Heteromyidae. Gene Ontology annotation, biological process: regulation of transcription by RNA polymerase II. The transcript has 5 exons. Gene Ontology annotation, cellular component: nucleus. The coding region runs from base 687 to 2918 and encodes 743 amino acids. Gene Ontology annotation, molecular function: DNA-binding transcription factor activity, RNA polymerase II-specific; RNA polymerase II cis-regulatory region sequence-specific DNA binding.
AGCGGAGGCUGGGAGCUCCAGGCCGGCCGGCGGUGGCGGCGGCGAGGCCCGGGACUCGGGCUGAGGGCUUGCGGUGGCGGCCACGGCGGAUUCAGAGCCCAGCAGCGGGUACCAGGCACAUUGCUGUCCCUGACGGGAGGGGUGCAGUGCAAGCCAGGCCGAGGCUUAUGGGGUUUCUCUGGAAACCCCCCUGGUAAGUGUGGCGGAGGCGGGACACUGUGACCCAAGACAAAAGGCCUGUAGCUGCAGCCAAAGAAAAUAAACCUUAGGAAGGAGAAAGAAAACAAAAGCAAACCAAACCGUUCAGCUGUUCCUGUGAACAGCCUGCAGUGGAAUCUACAGAGAGGACAACUAAUGUGAGUGAGGAAGUGACUGUAUGUGGACUGUGGAGACAGUAAGUCACGUGGGCCCCGAGUGCCUGGACUGGGUUAGGAUCAGUUGUACUUCCAGAGGUGAGGUGUCCAGAAGGGAAAAGUGAAUGUGGUGUGGAGUGUGGCCUUGGCUCCACGUGGUGUGCUUUCCUCUGGGGCCAUCAGGGAGUUCAGCCCUUGUUUUCUGUCAGGGUGGGAAACAGGGUCUGGCACUGAGAAGGGUGACCUGCUGGCUGGAGCGGCAGAGCAGUGGCCUUGCUUUAUCUUUUGGAAGAUUUAAAAACCAAAAAGCAUAAACAUUCUGGUCCUUCAGCAAUGCUUUCUCUGAAGAAAUACUUAACGGAAGGACUUCUCCAGUUCACCAUUCUGCUGAGUCUGAUUGGGGUGCGGGUGGACGUGGAUACUUACCUGACUUCACAGCUCCCCCCACUCCGUGAGAUCAUCCUGGGGCCCAGCUCUGCUUAUACUCAGACCCAGUUCCACAACCUGAGGAAUACCUUGGAUGGCUAUGGUAUCCACCCCAAGAGCAUAGACCUGGACAAUUACUUCACUGCCCGGCGGCUCCUCAGUCAGGUCAGGGCCCUGGACAGGUUCCAGGUGCCAACUACUGAAGUAAAUGCCUGGCUGGUUCACCGGGACCCGGAGGGGUCUGUCUCCGGCAGCCAGCCCAACUCAGGCCUCGCCCUCGAGAGUUCCAGUGGCCUCCAAGAUGUGACAGGCCCAGACAACGGGGUGCGAGAAAGCGAAACGGAGCAGGGAUUCAGUGAAGAUUUGGAGGAUUUGGGAGCUGUAGCCCCUCCAGUCAGUGGAGACUUAACCAAAGAGGACAUAGAUCUGAUUGACAUCCUUUGGCGGCAGGAUAUUGAUCUGGGGGCUGGGCGUGAGGUUUUUGACUACAGUCAUCGCCAGAAGGAACAGGAUGUGGAUAAGGAACUUCGAGAUGGAGGAGAGCAGGAGGACACCUGGGCAGGCGAGGGUGCGGAAGCUCUGGCCCGAGACCUGCUAGUGGACGGAGAGACUGGGGAGAGCUUCACUGCACAGUUCCCAGCAGAUGUUGCCAGCAUCACAGAAGCAGUGCCUAGUGAGAGUGAGUCCCCAGCUCUUCAGAACAGCCUCUUGUCUCCUCUCCUGACGGGGACAGAGUCGCCAUUUGAUUUGGAACAGCAGUGGCAAGAUCUCAUGUCCAUCAUGGAAAUGCAGGCCAUGGAAGUGAACACAUCAGCCAGUGAAAUUCUGUACAAUGCCCCUUCUGGAGACCCCCUGGGCACCAACUACAGCCUUGCUCCCAACACUCCCAUCAAUCAGAAUGUCAGCCUGCAUCAGGCAUCCCUGGGGGGCUGCGGCCAGGACUUCUCACUCUUCAGCCCUGAGGUAGAGAGCUUGCCUGUGGCUGGCAGCUCCACACUGCUCCCGCUGGUUCCCAGCAACUCCACCAGCCUCAACUCCACCUUCGGCUCCACCAACUUGGCAGGGCUCUUCUUUCCACCCCAGCUCAAUGGCACAGCCAAUGACACAGCAGGCCCAGAACUGCCUGACCCUUUGGGGGGCUUGUUAGAUGAAGCCAUGCUGGAUGAGAUCAGCCUGAUGGACCUGGCCAUUGAGGAGGGCUUCAACCCUGUGCAGGCCUCCCAACUCGAGGAGGAGUUUGACUCUGACUCAGGACUCUCCUUAGAUUCUAGCCAUAGCCCUUCCUCCCUGAGCAGCUCUGAGGGCAGCUCUUCUUCCUCCUCUUCCUCCUCCUCCUCCUCUUCCUCUGCUUCCUCCUCUGCCUCUUCCUCCUUUUCGGAGGAAGGUGCUGUUGGCUACAGUUCUGACUCUGAGACCCUGGAUCUGGAAGAGAGUGAGGGCGCAGUGGGCUACCAGCCUGAGUAUUCCAAGUUCUGCCGAAUGAGCUACCAGGAUCCGUCGCAGCUCUCCUGCCUGCCCUACUUGGAGCAUGUGGGUCACAACCACACGUACAACAUGGCACCCAGUGCCCUUGACUCUGCUGACCUGCCACCACCCAGCACCCUCAAGAAAGGUAGCAAGGAGAAACAGGCUGACUUCCUGGACAAACAGAUGAGCCGGGAUGAGCACCGAGCCAGAGCCAUGAAGAUACCAUUCACCAACGACAAAAUUAUCAACCUGCCUGUAGAGGAAUUCAACCAGCUGCUGUCCAAAUAUCAGCUGAGCGAGGCCCAGUUGAGCCUCAUCCGGGACAUCCGGCGUCGGGGCAAGAACAAGAUGGCUGCUCAGAACUGCCGCAAGCGCAAGCUGGACACGAUCCUGAACCUGGAGCGGGAUGUUGAGGACCUGCAGCGUGAUAAGGCCCGACUGCUGCGGGAGAAAGUGGAGUUCCUGCGAUCUCUGCGUCAGAUGAAGCAGAAGGUCCAGAGCCUGUACCAGGAGGUGUUUGGGCGGCUGCGGGAUGAGAACGGGAGGCCCUACUCGCCUAGUCAGUAUGCGCUCCAGUAUGCUGGGGACGGCAGUGUCCUCCUCAUUCCUCGCACUAUGGCUGACCAACAGGCCCGGAGGCAGGAGAGGAAGCCAAAGGACAGGAGGAAGUGAGCUGGGGUGGGUAGGGGGUGGGCACUCACUAUGACCGAAGCUGGAGAAGGGCUGGGCCUGGACCUGGACCGACAGUGGGGACAUCAAUGCCUUCUUAUCCAAUAUAUCUUCUCAGAUGGGAUGACUGCGGGUCAGUGCAUAGGAAGAGGUGGGCGCAGGCGCUGUCUCAUGCAGCUUCCCUUCUGGGGUAGAAGUGACCAGACCAUUUGGGUGGCUGGGGUCCCCACUCUACCCCUUUCUUUAAGGGAAGAGUAGUGCUGGCAUUGCUGGAGGUAGAACAGCUAUGUAGAGUGGAGGUAACCAAGGGGAUGGAAAAGAGUUGUGAAAGGAAAAGUGGUAACAAGUGUCAUUCCUGGAAGAAAGGAAGGAAGGAAGCCCUUCAAAAAUCAAAGCAGUUAGAAAAUCAAAGGGAAGGUUAUGGUGGGCUUUGGCCAGGAUUCUAGGCAGCAGGUUUGAGUGACUGGUGUGAUAAACCCCAUUUUAUCCAAGAGUGGGUACACAGGUAGAGGAGGGGCCAGGGAGGAGGCUUUUUUUUUUUUCUCUUUCUGUUUUAACUCUUACUGUUCCUUGUGCUUUGGCAUCCCUGAGGAGAGCUCUUGGGAAGUCACUUGUAACGUUUCAGUUAAGUGGAAUCUGUGGGGACCCAACACUGGCUUGGUUUCAGGCCAGAGGGCAGAGGGACAGAAAAAGGUAAUGAGGCCAUGUUGCCACAGUCCCAACACUAAGCAUGUCAGUUGCUACCCUGUCACUGCCGCCUCCAUCCGGCCUCCAGCCAUUCUUGAGCUGAGGUUGUCUGACGGUCUCCAUCAGAGCCUGCAUGGAAAUACUGUACCGCUCCCACUUGCACCCUGAGUUUGUGGUCCGCACCCUCACUAGCUGCCUGUAGCUCUCAGGAGUAGGGUGAUGGGCCUGCAGCUUCCUCCUCAGGGGCUGAACCAAGGCAGGGGAUGAUGUUCAGGGAGAUGCCGGUGCAGCCACCUGCCAGCAGUAUUGAGCACAACACUGGGCCUCUUCCCUCAGGUCUGGGCUUGUCACUGGGGGAAAAAAAAAAAAAGAAAAAUCCCUACAAAACCCAGCACCAAGAGAAAAACUAGUCCUUAGAAUUUCUUGCGCUUUGAUUUUAUUUUACUUUUUAAACUGGGGCUUGUGCCCCAUUUUACCUAUAGGGUCUAGAAUGCCUGUGUUGAGUAAAAAGGAGAUGCCCCAAUAUUCAAAGCUGCUAAAUGUUCUCUUUGCCAUAAAGACUCCGUGUUACUGUGUGAACACUUGAGGCUUUUCUCCUCUGUUUCAAGGUCUUGUCUGCUUGCUUGUUGGGGUUUCUUUCUAGAAUGAGAAGUGCAUGUAAUGGUGGCUGAGGGCACCUAGCACCAGGGUCUUGGCCAUCGGCUGUGUCUCCAUAGUCCCAGCUUAACCUGGGCUGUCGGAGAACAUCCUGAAAGAGGGAAGGAAUGCGAGUGCCACGGUGGCCAGUUAGCUCCAAGACCACAGUGUCUGUGUGUGUGGCUUUGCCACUGCUGCGUCAACCUCUGCCCAGCUUUGGAGUACUGUCUACUCCAGACCAGCAGGAGUAGAUUGGGGGGGUGGGGGGGAAUCACUGAUUUCCCUGCCCUGUGGGGGAGGGGGUUCCAAACUGAGCAGUAGGAAUAGAAGGCGCAAGCCUGGGAGUGCUUUUUAUAAAUUAUUUUCCUUGUAGAUUUUAUUUUUAAUUUAUGUCUGUGACCUGCCAGGGAGAGGAGAGAAAGAUGCUGUGAGCACAUGACAAAAUAAAAUAAAAUAAAAUGGAUGAUUAAUCUCAAGUGCAAUUUUUCCCCAUUUUGAAUUUAGAUUGAGGAAGGGAACAGGCCCUGUGAGGAGAGCGUUGCCCGUUGUGUGGCUGGGCGGUACCAGUGGAGAAGGGGGUGCGUGGCCAGCUGGGGAGGUGAUAAUGGAGAACUUUAAAA